Molecule: messenger RNA, 2873 nt
Organism: Danaus plexippus (monarch butterfly)
Lineage: Eukaryota; Metazoa; Arthropoda; Insecta; Lepidoptera; Nymphalidae
Product: transmembrane protein 62-like
Exons: 5
Coding region: 196-2151 (651 amino acids)
Molecular function (GO): hydrolase activity
Source: RefSeq, a predicted model, not a curated record
AUGAAUGUCAAAUUGACAGGAAAAUGUAGAUAAGCUAGGUCGAUUUUUGUUGACAAAGAAAUUAUACUCUUGCAUCAGUCUUUGUGUUUAGUGUCGAAGACAAUGACCACAAUAAAAAAAUUAAAAGCACUGGCACACCGCAGUUAAAUCAUUUUAUCGAUUUUAACUUAUAUUUUUUGUUUCGGUGUUUUCAACAUGAUUUUCUCUAAGAUAGCCUUAUCCAUCGUCUUUUUUCUAUUGCUUUUGUCGAUAUUUAUGGCAAGCCUUUUAAAUAUUAUAGCUACAGAUCACAACUUUUACAACGAAGAUAAGAAUGAAAGAGAAAAUUUCACAAAAUAUUUGGGAGACAAGUAUGGUCCAAUCACUGAUUCAACCAAAAAUUUAAUGUGGUUCUUACAGAUAUCUGACAUUCACAUCAGUAUAUUCCGGGACCCAGGAAGAAUAUCACAAUUUCAACAGUUCUGUGACAACACUGUAAAAACUAUUAAGCCUCUCAUUGUAUUAGCCACCGGUGAUUUAACUGACGCUAAGGCAAAAGACAAUUUGGGCAGUUCGCAGUUUAAGACCGAGUGGGUGUAUUACCACAAUAUUAUAAAAGAAUCUGGAGUGACUGAAAAGACUACCUGGUUGGAUAUUAGAGGAAAUCAUGACAAUUUCAACAUUGGAGCCAUUAAUGCUAAAGAGAACUAUUUCCGGAAUUACUCAGUCCAAGGGGCGACCUACCCGAAAUCUUAUGUUCACAUUGUGAAACAUAAUGGUAUCUCAACCGCGUUUUUGGGAAUUGACGCAUGUCCUGAUCCGGGAUUACGUAGGCCUUUCAAUUUUAUCGGCAUGUUGGAUAUCCAAGAACAGCAAAACAUACAGAAAUUGAAAUUAGAAGCAGAAAGCCAAGCAGAUCAUAUUAUAUGGUUUGGGCACUAUCCAACUUCGUGUAUAUUGUCAUUGGAAUGGGAUUCCCAGAGAAUGGACGUACGACAGCUGAUGGGAAGUGCGAGAGGAUCACAGGCUUAUGUGUGUGGACACUUGCAUUCUAUGGGUGGGUUAGUGCCGAGAAUGUACACGAAACAAAAGAAAGGUUAUUUAGAACUGGAGUUAAGCGACUGGAAGGAUAACAGGAUGUAUCGCAUCGCCGCCAUAGAUCACGGCUUAUUUUCGUUCGUUGAUGUUAAACACAGCAAUUGGCCGGCAGUCUUGGUGACGAAUCCAAAACACGCUCGAUAUGCGCUGCCAGGGAGGGAACCGCUUCACCUCAUACCGGAAUCCACACAUAUUAGAAUAUUGGCUUUUAGUGACGUUAAAAUUAAUUAUGUGAAAAUAUCCUUUGAUAAAAUAAGCUGGAUGAAAUGCAAGGAAACCGGCAGUCCUCUAUAUGUAUGCCAGUGGUUGCCUUAUUUAUUUAAAAUUGGUAUAAAUAAUCUAUACGUGGCUGCUACUGAUGAGAUAGGAAGAGAAACAUUUAUAGAGCAUCCGUUCUCCUUGGAUGGGAGUCCUAUGAAGUUUGAAAUCACUCCUAGGAUUCUAUUGAUGAUAGAUGCUGGGAAAGUGUUUCAGGCAGUUUUUGGAACUUUAUUACUCCUGAAUGUUCUGCCACUGGUGAUCCUCAGAUUGCAAAAACGACCUCCGAAAUAUAGAAGGAAAUGUGGUAGACAGAUCUUGAAACGAGUUUGGCUGUUGAGUAAAGUCGAUAGGAUAUUUUACCCUCUCGUAUUGUAUGCGAUAUAUAUACCCUUUGGUCCGUGGGCUAUAGGAGAAUUAGUAGAUGGGUCUAUAGGAGCGAUUUUCGCUUGGGGUAUAUUAAUAAAAGGGGCAUUUUUACCCGAACCCUUCACCUACAUGUAUGGUAGUGUGCAAUUAGUAUUUGUGCAGAUACCGUUAAUAUUCGUACUCGCCCAUUGUUUGGAAACAAAACUUUUAAAUCCAAAUAUGAGAGGCUUGAAGCGGCUUUUUAAGAAUUUACCAUUUAUAUUCCUGUUCUCGAUCCAGCUAUUGCUGGCAUACUUCUUUUGGUUAGAGUAUGGGACGAUAUCAUUUUUGUUCGGACCUCUAAGAACGUGGAGCGUUGUGCUAAGUUUGCUGCUUUGGUACAAAACAUUGACUUUGCCACCGGAAUACUACAGGUAUUUGUCCAAAUUGAACGAGAUGCCGUCUUAGUCACAUGGGCCGUCGAUGAUCGAUGCCCUAAAAUAUUUUUGUAUUGAACUUAUAUUAAGCAUUUAAUGUAUAUUCAAUGUACAUAAUAGUCACUUGUUAAGUCUACGCUAACGAGAGUAUUUAUCACCAAAGACAGAUAUAAAUACUUAAAAUCAUUCCUGUUUAUAAUAUUUUAAGCUUUCCAUAUUAUACAUUGAAUAAUUGUAGACAAAGUAUGGAAAUCAAAAUAUGUAUACGUAUAUAUGAUUAUUAUUUGAACAAUUUUUACACAAACUAACUAACAAUUAAUAAAAUCAAUUCUCAUAAAAACGAGAACAGCGUGAAGAGGAACGUAUAAUAAUUAUAAAUAUGACGCUAUAUUUUAUUAGUGACUAUUUAAAAGAACUUAGAAAAACUUAUUCAUUGAUGUUUGUAUUAUAAGUAACUCAUUGAAUGGUUUUUAUUUAGUUAAUUUUUUUUUAUACAAAUUUUUCUAGUCGCUGACGGUCAGAUUGUCUAUGAGACAAUGCUUAGUAAAAAUAUGCCGCUGAAUCAAUUUCGGUGUAACUUUUAUCUGAGACUUGUAAAUGUUAUUGAUGUUAGCAAAUUGAUCAUUACAAUUAUUUCAAUGCAUGCGAAAUGUUUUAGCGCUUUACAAGUAUUUUUAAAAAGUAUUAAAUGUUGUUCAUGAAUAUUUAGAUUCGACGUAUGUAUUAUCCAAUAAAGUAUUUUUCUGUGACAAA